Messenger RNA from Raphanus sativus (radish), 2524 nucleotides. RefSeq names its product probable protein phosphatase 2C 52. Gene Ontology annotation, molecular function: protein serine/threonine phosphatase activity. NCBI's taxonomy places the organism in Eukaryota, Viridiplantae, Streptophyta, Magnoliopsida, Brassicales, Brassicaceae. Gene Ontology annotation, biological process: protein dephosphorylation. The record is from RefSeq and is a predicted model, not a curated record. The transcript is spliced from 7 exons. Bases 880 to 2298 code for a protein of 472 amino acids.
AUUUUAUAUAUUUAACCUAAAUAUAUCAAGAAAAUAUGGAAUAAUAGGUUUAGUGAAUUCAUCAUGGUGGUCGAAUUGUUGAAAAAAUCAUGAUGAAGUUAAUGGAGUAAGGUUUGAAUAUAUCCACCACAAAUACCAUAUGUACUUUACUAUAGAGUAUAGUUAGCUGACAAAAUUUUCAACUAUAACAUGUCUAGAUAACAAAAUAGUUAGCGAAUUCAUUAAGAUUCGAGUUAUGUCAGUCAUGCUGGUCAGCCAUGAUAGAUACUAAAUAUUCUUUUCUUUUUGUAUAUUUGUAGAAGUCUCAAACAUAGUAAUGUCCUAGCCUCCUAGGCAGCAAGAACAAAUAGUUUUACAGAUGUUCUGAUGAUUAAUAGUAUGCAAUUCCUUAGUUUAAUAGCGAUUAUAAAAUGUUAAAUGUUAGCUAAUUAUUAUUUUAAAUAAUUUUUCAUGAUUUAUAAAAGGUAACAAACAACAAAGCACAGAAAAGCAAAUUUGAUAUCUCUUUCACAAAAGAAGAUAAAAAGAUUAAUUCUUUGGUGAAAUUAAACCAUUUGUUUCUCUCUUCUCUCUCUCUCCUGUGUUUUUCCAUAGUAAACUUUCUCCUCUCUGCUUUCGCUCUGUCUCUAGCACUUCCUACAUUCUUUGUCUGCGUGUGAAUCAACUCUUCUUGAUUUCCAGAACCACCCACACAAGACCAAGGUCCUACUUACAUUAACUUAAUCCCCAGGGAUUAGUAAACAAAAUCAAGGAAGAUAGAUUGAACCCAAAAAAAAAACAAGGAACAUAGAUUAUUUUUAAGAUCGCCAAGGCUGGUCGUAUACUAUGUAAAAUCUCUCAGCUUAACCAUAUAACACUUGGAGAUCUGUUUUUGGAAAAAUGGGAGGUUGUGUUUCUACUAGUAGUAAGAGUACUUGUAGCAGCUGGAGCAAUGGAGAUAAUAAGCCUGUGCCUCGACCAUACCUUGGGAUCCGUUGUUGUGUGAGCAAAAGGGCCAAAAGAACCUUUUCAGACCACAUCCUCUCACUGCAGAACUUGGCCUCUAUACCAAAUCGUAUCAUCACCAGCGGCAAGAGCAGGAGCUCUUGCAUUUUCACUCAACAAGGACGCAAGGGUAUUAACCAGGACGCAAUGAUUGUGUGGGAAGAUUUCAUGUCUGAGGAUGUGACCUUUUGUGGUGUAUUCGAUGGUCAUGGUCCUUUUGGUCAUCUUGUUGCUCGUAAAGUGAGAGACACAUUGCCUGUGAAGUUGCAGUCUUUCUUUCAUACACUUCAGUCAAAGCAAAACGGUCGGUUCAGAAGAAGUUCAAGCAAAUCAGCUGUCCAAGAAGCUGUUAAUAAAGAAAGAACUGAUGAGGAGGAUAAACUAAAAGGCUUGUGGGGAGAAGCUUUCUUGAAAUCAUAUAAAGCCAUGGAUAAGGAGCUAAGGUCUCAUCCUAAUGUGGAUUGUUUCUGUAGUGGUAGCACUGCUGUUACCAUUCUCAAACAGGGGUCUAACCUCUUCAUGGGGAACAUUGGUGAUUCUCGGGCCAUUCUUGGAUCAAAAGACAGUAGUAAUGAUACUAUGGUAGCAACUCAACUAACAGUUGAUCUGAAACCUGAUUUGCCAAGGGAAGCUGAGAGGAUCAAACGGUGCAAAGGUCGUGUCUUUGCGCUGCAAGACGAGCCAGAGGUGUCACGAGUUUGGCUACCUUUUGAUGAUGCACCUGGACUAGCCAUGGCUAGGGCGUUUGGUGACUUCUGUCUGAAAGAUUAUGGAGUCAUUUCCACACCCGAGUUCACUCACCGUGUCCUUACAGACAAAGACCAGUUCAUUGUUCUUGCCUCAGAUGGAAUAUGGGAUGUGCUGAGCAACGAAGAAGUGGUUGAUAUCGUAGCUGCAGCGUCAAGCCGAGCAUCAGCAGCUAGGAUCUUGGUGAACUCAGCAGCACGUGAGUGGAAACUGAAGUACCCCACUUCGAAAAUGGAUGAUUGUGCAGUGGUGUGUCUGUUUCUUGAUGGGAAAAUGGAUUCUGAGUCGGACUACGAUGAGCAGGGCUUCUCUUCAGCCACAAAUGCUGUGGAAUCAGAUGAUGGACAGAGAUCAGAACCGUGUCUACUACAAAGAAACUUCACAGUUAGAUCAUCGUCAGAUCAAGAGAACGAGACAUGUGGUAAUAAUGUGAAUACGGAUGAUAAUACUGAGGCAGAGGAUGAGAGAGGUGUAGGAGACCAAAACUGGUUGGGGCUAGAAGGUGUGACAAGAGUGAACUCACUCGUUCAGCUUCCGAGAUUCUCUGCAGAAAUGUCCAAGACUUGAUGUUAUAUCUCUGAGAAGUGAUGAUCUUGAGAAAAAAACUGUACUUUGCUGUUGUUAUGCCUGAACAUUUGUUUUUUUUUUUGCUUCUUGGCUGGUGUUUUGUGUUUGAUAUUAUUAUUGCACAAUAGAUUUGCCACGUUGAUUCUCUCUCGGAAUCAGUGAAUCAAAUGUAUGUAUACUUUUUUUAGGCUUUUUAUCUAUAUAAGAAGAAAAAAGCUUUGCUUGA